UUACAGCUCACGCCCGGCUCGCACUGCGUCGUGCGCGGGGCGGACCAGACACGCCGCGCCAUCUUGGCCGACGUGAGUGACGCGGCCGUCACCGCAGUGCUGCCGGACUACGGGCACACCGUCACCGUGACUGUGGACAAUCUUAUGGCUCUGCCGCCAGAGCUGAGCCUGUACUACUACCAGUCGCUGGAGUGUUGUCUCCACAACUUCGACGCGGAGUCCAAACCGCUGGUAGCACUCGACGAGCUCAGGACUCGGCUUGCAGGGAACAAGGUCGUCAUGUACAUUAACGACGUAGAUGGCAUCAGGUUGGUGUCAACGCUAUACGAUCCCGUAACCGGCAAAAAAAUAGCCAUAUUUGAGCCUGAUCCGGACGCUUAUGACGAGGUGACGCCGUUGUGCCCGAAAGCAGUGUUCAAUUACAACUUCGGUAUGGCAUACGUGUCGCACGUCGAAAGUCUCAACGAAGUAUAUUUGCUGAAGGCCACGGACAGCGACGGCAUCGCAGCAUUCCUGGAGUUAUUGUAUCAAUUCUACGAGGAAGGUACUCCUGAAGCCUUAGAAACAUGCGAAGUGGGUGAUUUUUGUGCGGCGAAAUCAUCAGACGGCAACUGGUAUCGAGCUACUAUUGUCAGUGUCGCAGACGAUGAGGUGACAGUGCAGUUCCCAGACUAUGGCAACACAGAAAAAGUCCACAAAGAUGCUCUCAGAAAACUAGAUACAAAGUUCUACGAGCCAUGUUAUUUCGUGAUUGUGGCUGGACUUAAUCUAGUUGCUUGCAAUGAUAACGCGAUAGAGAAACUGCGUGAAUGGACCACGGAAAAGGAAGUUCAAGUCACUUUGGCUUUUGGAAACGACGGCUGGCUUGCAAGUCUCCAUUUAGACGGUGUAGAUUUAACUGUAAAACUUGUUAACGAAAACUUAGCCACGCCGAAACCAGCUACAGAAGAGUCACCAGAAGAAACAGUUUUAUCUCAACCUAUAUCAGUCCCGGCUGCCUGCACACAAGUUUACAUCAGCCAUAUCGACACACCUGGACAAUUCUGGUUGCAAAUGUCUGAUAAAGUUGAUAAAAUUGAAGAAAUUCAAGCAGAACUCCAAGCCAAUUUUGAAUCUUAUGCGGAUAUAGACAACAGAGAAAUGGGCACGUUGUGUGCUGCCAAGUACUCCGCUGACGAUCAAUGGUACCGUGCAGAGAUAUUAGAUGCGGAUUCUGAUAUAACGACAGUCCGGUUUAUUGAUUAUGGCAACACUGAUGUACUCGACAACCAGCCAGGCUUGAUCAAAGUAAUACCAGAUAACAUGAAGGAAAUUGAACGUUAUGCAAUCAAGGCAAGCGUGAACGCAGUCCCCACUGGUACGGGGCAAUGGUCUGAACCGGCAUCAGAUUACUUCACUCAAUUGGUUGGUGACCUUUCCAAUCCCGUUGACGCUCUGAUUGUUCUCAAAGAUGUGACAACGUACGUUGAUGUUUAUGUCAAUGGCCAAAAUCUGACAGACCAGUUGGUUUCCGAAGGGCACGCAACUAAAUCGGACAAAGAUGAAUGUGGAGAUUUGCCCUCUUGCUUUGCGAGCCAUGUCAAUUCUCCAUCCGAGUUCUGGAUACAGUUAGAAUCGGCGACUGUUGAACUUCAAGCCAUGGAAGCAGCGAUGGUAGAUGCUGAAAAUUUCCCACCGCUUGAAUCUAAGGAAGAGGGAGUCUUAUGCGCCGCUUUAUACCCUGAAGAUGGUGCGUGGUACAGGGCUCAAGUGAUCGUUGAUGGCUCUGAAGGAACUGAAGUCUUAUUCAUGGACUAUGGCAACGCUUCUAUAACAGGUGAGUUGCGAAAUCUACCUGACGAACUGAAAAUAAAACCGGCACUAUCCAGAAAAUGUGCUCUUCAGAAACCACGAGAUAUAAAAUGGUCGCGAAAGUCCGAAGUGAAGUUCAAUGAAUUGGCGGCAGAAGGUGCUACUAUAUUUAACGUUCAAUUUAUCGCUUCUGGAGAUAUUUCAAUUGUGGAUUUGUAUUUUGAAGGGAAAUCUGUUACUGAAGAACUUCUUGGUUUGUGUGAAGAACAGACACUGGUUAGACUAACCCCAGUUGGACAAGAUAAAUGGGCCACUGGAAAGAUUUGUUACCUUAAUACAUUGAAAGAAAUCUUCAUUCAUUUGGAUGACUCAGUGACUAAUCUUGAUAAAGUGACGGAAAUACUAGCAGGGGGCGAGGAAUUUGAACCGGUUUCUGAAUUAAAAGUGGGCUCUAUUUGUGCCGCGUUGUGGACUAAAGAUGAACAGUGGUAUAGGGCGAGGAUUGUAGAAUUUUGCGAUGUGGGUUGCCAUGUACAGUUUAUAGACUACGGCAAUAAAGCUAAAUGCGAACACUUCAGACAAUUGCCUAAAGAAAUAUCAGAAUUAGAACCGCUUGCUAAAUAUUCUCGCUUAAGUUACGUAGAAAACGCACUUAGUGAAGAGACUAAACUUAAGCUAGAUAAUCUAGUCGCAAAACAGACUAGUUUCCAAAUAGAAUUUUUGGAUAGUCUAACUGAACCUUCUUUAGUGAAGUUACAGAUUGAUGGAGUAGAUGUUAUCUCAGUAUUAAAUGAAAAAACACAGCUAGACGUACAAGAAUCUAAUGGUGCAGACGAGAAUGUAGAGGAAUCUGAGAAUAAUGAUAUAGAUGCAUUAAAAUCAGAUCUUAAUGAGAGCAUUAGUAGCAUACAAACUGUAGUUGAGAAUAAAUUGUUCAAUGCUGAAAUUGAAGAUGCAGUAGAAUGUCUUGAAAAUAAAAUUGUCUCUGCUAAUGAAACUUGUAUCGAACUUCUCAAUGAUUCUGAUGAUACAGUUACGUGUUCAGCAGACACGAGUCCGAAAUCCGUCGAAGUAGAAAAAAUUAAUGAUUCAAUAAAAACAGAAGAAUAUAAUGGUUCAGUAAACACUAUAGAAUCUAAUAAAACGGAUGGCAAUGCAUAUAAAGGAAAAUCGGUAGAUGCGAUAAAUAAAGAAGGAUCCCUGGACAAAGACGAUAAUGAUGGUGAAAAUAAAAAAAACGUGACUCUGUAGAGAACACGAAGGAGGCAGGAGUUGCACAGUUUUAGUGAAAUGUAUACUGGCUUAGAUAAGGUAUUAACAGAACUAAAUCAGUGUGACAAAUAACAACCCCUUUAUGUUAUUAUAUUUAUUGUUAAUGAUGCUCGGUGAGCUCAUGUUGAUUGUUUCAUAUUUAAUAAUGUUUCAGAGAAAGAAAAUAUUGUUUUGGUUUUGAAUAAAACUUUUAAUAUAGAGUUAUUAUAAUUUUAAGUUCGAACUACUACUUUUAUUUAUAUGCUAAAGUAGCCAAGCAACUUUUGUGACUCAAAGUAGUAAAGUGGUAAAAUCACGUUAAUCCCAAAUGCUAAACUUCUUAUUUUCAACUUUUACUAUCGGUAUAACUAAAUGCAUUCAAGUUUAUUGACGUGACACAGCUAUAUUAUAACUUUCUGCAGCUAGAGUAAUAUAUGAUGCAUUUUAUAAGAUUUUUAUCUUAAGAAUGUCCAUUUGAUGCUAAAUAAAUAUACUAAAGGUUGAUUCUAUAAAAAAGUUGUUGCAAACUUCUGUGUUUGAUUUGAAAUAUUUUAGGUUAGGUGUAUGUGGGUUUCAUAGUCCCAUUUAAGAAAAGACUUACAUUCCUUUGUAUAUUGUUGACAAAAAACGUGUAUAUAAUAUGUAUAAUGUCAACUCGAGUGUUUAUAAUUUUUUUUAAUAAAGUCUUAUGAAGCCACA
Molecule: messenger RNA, 3741 nt
Organism: Leptidea sinapis
Lineage: Eukaryota; Metazoa; Arthropoda; Insecta; Lepidoptera; Pieridae
Product: tudor domain-containing 6-like
Exons: 4
Coding region: 145-3042 (965 amino acids)
Source: RefSeq, a predicted model, not a curated record